Molecule: messenger RNA, 548 nt
Organism: Hirundo rustica (Barn swallow)
Lineage: Eukaryota; Metazoa; Chordata; Aves; Passeriformes; Hirundinidae
Gene: AVPI1
Product: arginine vasopressin induced 1
Exons: 2
Coding region: 1-345 (114 amino acids)
Source: RefSeq, a predicted model, not a curated record
AUGGGCACUCCGGCCUCGGUGGCGAGCGACUCUCCGGGACGAGCGGCGCCUGCAGCCCGCGCCCGUAAGCAGGCCUCGGCCAACAUCUUUCAGGGAGUGGGGCUGCGAGAGCUGCGGAGCCUGUUCCGGAGCGGCGGGGCCGAGCGGCCCGAGGAGCGAGCCUGCCUCGUCUGGCGGUACGCGGGCCAGCGGCGCAUGGCUCGGGCCCUGCGGCGGCUUCGGCGACGGCGACCAGCCCGGCCCGGCGGUGGCAUGGCAGCGCUACGGGGCUUCGAACACCUUCGGAUCGCGGAGAAGAAGCUGGAGGGUGACUGCGGGGCCGAGGCGGACUCGGGGUCCAUGUAGCAGCGCUGAGUGACUGCUCUGCAAGGACCCUAAGUAUACUGGGCAGGGUGCAAUGAAUGGUUAAUAAAGGGUGGACAGUGGUGGCUGGGUGAGGCUCUGGUUGUGUCCUGCCCCUUCCUGAGUGGCAGAACCAUGGUCCAGGCUGUUGUAUGGCACCUAGCACAAGGGGAAUGGCCCCACACCACGGGUCACGUCGGAACAGA